GUCUGGGCCUGAACGUGGAACAUGCUGCUGGCGGGCCGGGGAAGGUCUUCCUCAAAGAAAAGGAUGGGACCUAAGCGCUGGGAACGGCUCACAAGGAAGUCCCAUCCCAAGCCUGCUUUGGACCCUGACAAUGUGGAACACUGGAUGAAGAGAAUGGAUAAAGUCUCAGAAUUUGCAGUUUCGAAUGCAUUUCCUGCCAAAACUUCAGUUUUACCUGGAAGGCUUUGGAACCAAAUGACAGACUUGGAAACAUGGAAGCAAGCAGAGGCUGAUGAAGUCUAUGCAGAAGCUCAGGAGCUGGUCAAUGACUGGUUAGACACGAAGCUUAAGCAGGAAUUAGCAAGUGAUGGAGAAAGUGACGCUGAGAACACUGUGUCAGGAAUCACUCCUAUGCCAGAAGCCCGUGACCAUUCAAAAUAUGACAAGUUUGAUGAUUUUUGUGACUAUUUGGAAGAAGAAGAAGAAAGUACCACUGUUCAAAAAUUUAUAGACCAUCUGCUUCAUAAAGAAGUGGUGGCUUCUGUGAUGAUGGAAGAUCUUGGAAUGAAGGAAAACCAAGACAAGAAGCAGCAGAAGGAUCCUCGUCUUACCAUGGAGAUGAGACAUAAGCAGGUAAAAGAAAACCGCUUAAGACGGGAGAAACAACUACAGCAGCAGAGACUCGAAAAUGCCCUGAAGAAAUCCGCCUUCUUGGAGGCCCAGUUUCUUGUACAAGAAGAGAAGAGAAGGAAGGCUCUCGAGACCAAGAAAGAAAAGGAGGAGAUGCAAAGGGAGAUGAUAAAGUUGAGGAGGGAGAUCCUCGAGAGGAGACAUACCGUGGAGGAAGUGUGGAAAACAGAAAAGAAAAGGCAAGAAGAAAAUUCUCAAAAGAAUCUAGAAAAAGGUAUGCUUCAAGGUGCUUUCAUUCAUCUGGAUGAAGAAAAAGAAAAACAAAGGAAACUGAAAGAGAUACUGAUCCGAACUUUCAAGGAAAAUCAACAGUGUCAAAAACGGUACUUCUCUGCCUGGCACCAGCUAAUUCUGGAUCAGAGGAUUAAGCUGGGAAAAGCUGGGACCCUGUCUGACUGGAAGCUUCAACUGAAGGUGCUAAGAGCCUGGAGAGGUUAUACAAGAUCCCAGAAGUUGAGGCGGGAGACCCAUGCCUUAGAAAAUGAUCUCAGAGAAGAAAACAGAAAACAGCAGUUGGCCACUGAGUACAACCGGAAACAAGUUCUGCGGCACUGCUUUGCUCAGUGGCAGCACUGGCAUGGCUCAGAGGUGCUGAAGAGGGAGCUUGCCCUGGCAAAGGAGCAAACCAGGAAGAAGGUGGACGAGCUGCUCAAGGCGGUGGCUCUCGGGAAGCUCAGGAGCGCAUCCUCCAGCGCUGGCCUACUUGAGGAGGCAGCGGCCGGGGCGAGCCCGCCGGGGGGAAGUGGAGAGGUCACUGUCAUACCCCCUUUGUGGGAAAAGCCACCUUUGGGAAGUGGUGGUUGUAUGCUCAGCCCUUCCUCAGGAAGAACAACAAAGGAUAAUUCUCGGGGUCCUCUUGAGAAUGUCCCUGGGGACACAGCUGACCUGAAGCAGCACAAGACCCCAGAAGCCAAGACUUCUCAACAGCCUGGUGGCAACAAGAAGUAUGGCGCCACAGGCCAGCAAGCGGAACCUGCCUGCUUGGAGCACUUCCAUAGCCGCCACGUCUACCAGCAGCAGAUGAUCGAGAAACAAAAGAGGAAACUUCAGGAACAGCAGAAAACCAUUCUGGAGCUGAAGGAAAACCAGCGGCUGGCAGAGGCCCGGUGGGCGGCUGCCAUGCAAGCACAGGCUCUUAACCUCAGAGGAGCAGGGGAGCCACAAGGAGCCUGCCAGAUGCUUCCAAAUUCAUCUGUUUCUACUCCUAGAACUGAAGAUGGGAGAAAUGACUCCAAAAAUUUUCUUUCUGGAUCCAGAAGGACCCCAAAGCCACUAACGGCACCCCAUCCCAUACUGAGAGCCAUGGAAGAGAGAGCAAUUCAACGAGCUGAACGUAGGCGGAUCUUGGCAGAAAGGAAGAAAAAACAAGAAGAAGAGAAAUUGGCCCAGCUAAAGGCCCAGGAGGAAGAGUGUCAGAAGAGGGAGACAGAAGAAAAAGAAGCGCAGCUUGAGAGAAAACGAGAAGAAAAGAGACUGAAGAGAAUGAAAGAACUAGAGAAACAGAAGAGAAUAAAGAGAAACCAUGAAUUGGAAGCAGUAGCCAAAGGACAUUAUGAAAAGGUUUUGCUAAGAAAGAAAGGUCUGGAGCCGUGGAUGAGAUUGAGAAUGCAAAGCGAGCGAAACAUUCAGGUGGCAGACGAGCAUCAUUCUUUGGCCUUACAGAAGAAGUGCCUGCUGAGCUGGCGCAGCUACUGGCAGGAAAGUCUGGCUACAAAGACAGCCCUGGCCCGUCAGCUUUAUUCCCAACUGUUGCUUAGGAGAGUCAUCCGGAGCUGGAUACAGUAUGUGGCUGCUCUGGAGGAAGAAGGGAGAAAAUUCUGUGAACAUUUCCUGCAGAAGAAGGUUUCCAUGGCCUGGCUCGCCAUGGUCAGGAAGGCGAGGGAUGACUCUCAGAUCCAGCUCAAGAUUGCGGCAGAACAUUGCGACAGGAAGAUUUGCAGCAUCACAUUUCAGAGAUGGAAAGAAUUUGUCAAAUUCACGAAAGAAGAAAGAGUGAGAGAGGCGAGGAGAGAGCAGCUCCGCCGAAAGGUCGCAGAGAUCCUUCCGGACUUCCCGAUGCGGCCAUUGUCAUGACUGCCUGCGCCAACUAGGUACUCAAGUGAGCCUCUGCUGUGCCAGGACGCAGACUGCGUGGCUUAGGGGAGAAACCUAACCAGGUUCAGGAUGUAGUGCAGGUUCUCUCCACCUACCCACACAGGUACCUGCACCCGGUUCCGAUUCUGCGAUAUGUCUUGGAACAAUGGGCUUAUCUGGGGAGUUUGUACUUCUUGGUUUCUCCAGGGUUGAGUUUAUCACACUGGGAACAUCCAAAAGAACAGUCUAGAGCCACUGUUGAAAUAUAUGUAUUUU
This is a messenger RNA of Jaculus jaculus (lesser Egyptian jerboa), 3018 nucleotides long. It is a transcript of the gene Ccdc191, whose product is annotated as coiled-coil domain containing 191. The transcript has 17 exons. NCBI's taxonomy places the organism in Eukaryota, Metazoa, Chordata, Mammalia, Rodentia, Dipodidae. The record is from RefSeq and is a predicted model, not a curated record. The coding region runs from base 22 to 2742 and encodes 906 amino acids. Gene Ontology annotation, molecular function: phosphatase binding.